GAGUCCGGGGACGCGAUGUGUCUUCUCCUGGGAGCCUCGGGUGUCGGGAAAACGCUGUUGGUGAAAAGGCUGCAGAAGCUGAGCUCCGGGGAUGGGAAGGGCGACCUGGGCGAUGCUCCCCCGACGCGCCCCACGGUGGGCACCAACCUUACUGACAUCGUCGUCCAGAGAAAGAUUACCAUCCGGGAGCUGGGGGGGUGUAUGGGCCCCAUCUGGUCCAGCUACUUUGGAAAUUGCCACUCUCUCCUGUUCAUGAUGGACGCCGCUAACCCCACUCAGCUGUCCGCGUCCUGUGUGCAACUCCUGGGCCUCCUUUCCGCAGAACAACUCGCAGAAGCAUCCGUCUUGAUUCUCUUCAAUAAGAUCGAUCUGCCCUGUUACAUGACCGUAGACGAGAUGAAGUCAUUGAUCAGGCUCCCAGACAUCAUUGCCUGUGCCAAGCAGAACAUCACCACGGCCGAAAUCAGCGCCCAGAAGGGCACUGGUUUAUCGGAGGUGCUGCGCUGGCUCCAGGACACCCACAGAACUGACAGGCGACUGCCAGGAGGAGAACCGUGACCGGCUGGCUCUGGGGAGGAGGCAGAGAACCGCACCGCUUGGCCUCUGGCGAUCUGUUCUCAUCAGGGACAGGACGACCCGACGUGAGCCUAGGAGAUGGGCUCCUGUCCUGAGUGGCGGUGAUGGGUGACUGGCCUCUGAACGAAAAGAUCGUCCCCAGGGCUGGGAGAGGAGGACGGGCUUGCAGGCGGCUGCGUGUCCUGCCGCCAUCCUGGGAUGUGCUUCCCGCCCAUUGGGAAAGGAGCUCUACUUUCCUGACGGUGUUUGCACCGCCUGGGACCAGACUUGUUCUGGGGACUGUGGCACAAAGUUGUAAAGUUGUACCUGUGGAGUUUCCCACAUGCCGACAAUGUGGCCUCCGUUGUGUGAGGCCGUCAUCUUAGGAAGAACUGAGCCUGGAGUCGGGACAAGAGUAGUGUCUUCAUUCGUUCAGCAAACGUACAUCACCCCGAGGAGGGCACGGGGCUCCCGCGGGUCGGUGCGAGUGGGAGCGGCCCUGCUAGAGCACAGGGGGUGCUGUGCUCAGCUGAGGGGGCUCACGGGGGGGGGGGGGCGGGGGGAUACCUACUGGUGUAUUCGUGUCCUAGAGCCUUCGUGACAAAUUAGCCCAAACCUGGUGGCUUAAAACAAAAAUUUGUUCUGACAGUUCUGGAGGCCAAAGCUGAAAUCGAUGUCAGCAGGGCUGGAGGCUCUGAGGGGAGAGCGCAUUCCUUGCCUCUCUCCUGGCUUCCAGCGGCUGCUGUACUUCUUGCCGUGACCUGGCUUGUCACACACAGAACUAGGGUCCCUGCCUGUCUUCCCACGGCUGCUGCUCCCUAUGGGGACACCCGUUACUGGAUUUAGAAGCCACCCUAAAUCCAGGAUGAUCUCUUGAGGUCCACGAUUACGUGUGCAAAAGCCCUUUUCUGAAGUAAGGGGACACUUGCAUGUUCCCGGUCGCAGGGAGACCUCUUUAGGGCCGCCGUCCAGCCCACUGCAGUUGGCCAAGAAGCCUCUACUCCUGGGCGUGGUUGAGUUUCCGACAAACGGCUUUCUCCAGCUCAGCUGGCAGCAGAGGCUGGCUGGACCACAAAAGAAUGCCAGGCAUCUGUUGUCUUGCUUCCUGCGUGCAGGGCACCAGGCCCAGGGCCUCCUCCCGCACACGGUUUCCUGUUGGCCACUCUGCUGGGGUGUUCGCUCGGGGGUUGCGAGUGAUGCCUCAGAAAGGCUCUUGCAUAGACUGCGGGGUAAUUUGGGCUCGAGUCUCUCCCCGACCCCCACCCCGUGGAAGCGACAAACCCCCUCCUCUCUGGGAAGGGCACCACUGCUCCAGGGGUCCCACUGUGCAGCUGUAGACGCGGUGGUCUCCAUCCCGUGGGCGAGUCCUGGUGGAUGUCACGGACAACCUGGCAUCCAGGGUGAAUGGGCUUUCCUCACACCUCCCACCUUCAGAGAGCUCCGUGUGCUCAGGGGACAUGCACUUUGUUCUGUCUCUAGGGGUGACCCCCAGCUCAGGGUCCAUCUCUGAGAUUUGGGCCUGGUAAUCUCUUAUGGCAAAGCCAUGGGCCGAGUUGGUGAGUUUGGGGGUGACUGACAGGCCUGAGCAAAGCUGACACAUGAACUGUUUUGAAAGGCAAAUUUCCUCCCACCACAACCCAUUUCUACCUUCCUGCUUUUGUGCCGUGCUUGGCGAGGAGCCCAGGGACGUGGGUAUUUCUCAGGGACUGUGUUCACCCCUGGUCCUGCCCCUGCCUACCCGCUGCGCUCUGGGGGGGACCCCUGCCUACAGUAAUGGCAGCCAGCACCCCUGCCACCCCAUGCAGGGGACGGGCCCUGCCACACAGAAACACGUUCCUGAGAAGGUAAUAGCUCUGAUCUCAAAUACAGCUUCAACGUAAAA
Herpailurus yagouaroundi (jaguarundi) is the source of this 2437-nucleotide messenger RNA. It is a transcript of the gene ARL16, whose product is annotated as ARF like GTPase 16. The coding region runs from base 16 to 558 and encodes 180 amino acids. The record is from RefSeq and is a predicted model, not a curated record. The transcript is spliced from 5 exons. Gene Ontology annotation, molecular function: GTPase activity; GTP binding. Lineage: Eukaryota; Metazoa; Chordata; Mammalia; Carnivora; Felidae.